UUUUUUUUUUUUUCCUAAUUCAUAAAACCCUCACUACAUAGUCGCUCGUUAUCUUAUGUUCUUGUUUUUCUCUUUUUUCAUUUGUUAGGUCAUCGACCCCGGAGACGGACCGCGAGUCUGACCGAGGACUCCAAUGAACCCAGCGGGUCAUUUGCUGUCUCCUACGAGCAGCCUGCCGCCUUUACGUUCGUUGACUGCACUCAAUAGGGAACGAAUAUUCUCGGCUCUAGAUAACCUUUAUGAGCUAUAUUGCCCCGUCUCGUUACCACGGGCAGUUAAGUCGCAACUCGAACAUGGGAAGGCUCAUGAUGAUUUGCUAGUCCAACUGGUCGACUCUGGGUACGUCUCCGAGGAUGGUAUAGAUUCGGAAUAUGAUCUCGACGAGUUACGUGCAGACACCUUCGAGCGCAACUUCGCUAUUCGCUGGUUGACGACUUUAAUCGCCAGCGCGGAAGAGCUGCCCCUGGGUAAUGAAGACGAGCGCGAGCAGGCGGUUGAUAAAGCCUCCUUCAUCCUUGCCUCGUUCACUAAACUUGCGGACGAAGAUGACGAAGAGGAUUCCGGAAUUACACGAGAUUUUUCUUUCGAGUUGGCGCUACCCUCCGAUCAAGGCCCCCCUAGGUUAAAGGAGUCUAGUAUCCGUGAAAAGGUCUCGAUAGACGUGCGACUCAAUGAUGCACCACAAACCACCACAGACCAUACCGAUGUUGGCCUACAGAGCUGGGGUGCAUCCAUUAUUUUCUCCGACCUACUAUGUUCGUCACCAGGCCGGCUCGGACUUGGUCGAGAAACCCUCGGCUCGUCUCCGCGUAUCAUCGAGCUUGGUGCUGGGACGGGACUAGUUAGUCUUGUUCUUGCUAAAGCGCUACCUCACUUCGGUGUAUCCGAUGCUACCCUGAUAGCAACAGACUAUCAUCCAGCUGUUCUUGAGAAUCUACAGUCUAAUGUUAAGCUUAGCCGGGUAAGCAUAGAGACAUGCUUCCUCGAUUGGUCCGCCCCUAUCUUGGAAGCACCGCUCGACUUAUCAGCAGACAUGCUAGUAGCGACCGACGUGAUAUACGCACCUGAGCACGCUAUGUGGCUUCGAGACUGCGCGACCCGCCUGCUCGCACCUAAGGGUGUGUUCUGGCUGCUCAUGACCAUACGCCCGAAUGGCCGCUUCGAAGCUGUGAUUGACUCGGUCGAAGCCGCCUUCAACAGAUCACACUCCAAAACCUCAGACAACCGACAUCUUGCAAUUCUGAACAUGGAAGGUGUUGAAAAGCGCCGUGGCGUUGGACGUGGAGAUGAGAGCGGAUAUAAACUAUUUAGGAUUGGGUGGGCUUAGAUGAAUAAACUAGAGUUACAUAGAAGGAUGGUAGACUUAUAGAGCUAGACGUAUGGUAGAGUUGCAGUAUAGAACAUUUCAGGGCAGCAUAGAUAUAAAGGCGUACUAGAUACCUAGGCUUGUUUUAAUUUAUUAUCUUAAUAGCUUAUAUGAAAUUAGUAUACAUGAC
Molecule: messenger RNA, 1496 nt
Organism: Daldinia loculata
Lineage: Eukaryota; Fungi; Ascomycota; Sordariomycetes; Xylariales; Hypoxylaceae
Product: putative methyltransferase-domain-containing protein
Exons: 1
Coding region: 134-1327 (397 amino acids)
Source: RefSeq, a predicted model, not a curated record